Messenger RNA from Choloepus didactylus (southern two-toed sloth), 2009 nucleotides. RefSeq names its product TATA-box binding protein associated factor 15 (gene TAF15). Lineage: Eukaryota; Metazoa; Chordata; Mammalia; Pilosa; Megalonychidae. The record is from RefSeq and is a predicted model, not a curated record. Gene Ontology annotation, biological process: regulation of DNA-templated transcription. Gene Ontology annotation, molecular function: RNA binding; transcription coregulator activity. Gene Ontology annotation, cellular component: nucleus.
UCGUGCUCAGCCUGCCGCGCCGCGCUCGGUGCAGCUUCGGCCGCCGCGCUGCCUGGCUUUCGUAUUCCUUGUUCUCGGCGGGCUUUGGGGGCUUCGCGCCGCGGCCGUUAGUCAUGUCGGAUUCUGGAAGUUAUGGUCAGUCUGGGGGUGAGCAGCAAAGUUAUUCCUAUGGAAAUCAAGGCAGCCAAGGCUAUGGACAAGCAUCACAAAGCUAUUCUGGCUACGGGCAAACGACUGAUUCCUCGUAUGGACAGAGCUAUGGUGGCUACCCUAGUUAUGGACAAAGCCAAUCAGGUUAUUCACAGUCCUACAGUGGUUAUGAAAAUCAAAAGAGCUCAUAUGGUCAGCAAUCUUAUAAUAACCAGGGACAGCAAAACACGGAAUCAUCAGGAGGCCAAUGUGGAAGAGCGCCUUCAUACAGCCAGUCAGACUAUGGUCAGCAAGAGUCGUAUGACCAGCAAUCAGGCUAUGAUCAACACCAAGGCUCAUAUGAUGAGCAAUCAAAUUAUGAUCAACAGCAUGAUUCCUAUAAUCAAAACCAGCAGUCCUACCAUUCGCAAAGGGAAAACUACAGCCACCACACACAAGAUGACCGUCGUGAUAUGAGUAGGUAUGGAGAAGAUAAUAGAGGAUAUGGCGGGUCACAGGGAGGAGGUAGAGGGCGUGGGGGAUAUGACAAGGAUGGAAGAGGUCCUAUGACAGGGUCAAGUGGUGGUGACCGCGGUGGCUUCAAAAAUUUUGGUGGUCACAGGGAUUAUGGGCCCAGACCAGAUGCUGAUUCAGAAUCUGAUAAUUCAGAUAACAACACAAUCUUUGUGCAAGGACUUGGGGAGGGUGUGUCUACUGAUCAAGUAGGGGAGUUCUUUAAGCAAAUAGGAAUUAUCAAGACAAACAAGAAGACUGGAAAACCAAUGAUAAAUCUUUAUACAGACAAGGACACGGGAAAGCCAAAAGGGGAGGCAACAGUGUCAUUUGAUGACCCUCCUUCAGCUAAGGCAGCUAUUGAUUGGUUUGAUGGAAAAGAAUUCCAUGGCAACAUCAUUAAAGUGUCCUUUGCCACCAGAAGACCUGAAUUUAUGAGAGGAGGUGGAAGUGGUGGAGGGCGGCGAGGCCGUGGAGGAUAUAGAGGCCGUGGAGGUUUUCAGGGGAGAGGUGGAGACCCCAAAAGCGGGGACUGGGUUUGCCCUAAUCCGUCAUGUGGAAAUAUGAACUUCGCUCGAAGAAAUUCCUGCAAUCAAUGCAAUGAGCCCAGACCAGAGGACUCUCGUCCCUCAGGAGGAGAUUUCCGGGGGAGAGGCUACGGAGGAGAGAGGGGCUACAGAGGUCGUGGCGGCAGAGGUGGAGAUCGAGGCAGCUAUGGUGGAGACAGAAGUGGGGGUGGUUAUGGUGGGGACAGAAGUGGGGGUGGCUAUGGUGGGGACAGAGGAGGCGGCUAUGGCGGGGAUAGAGGUGGCGGCUAUGGCGGAGACCGAGGAGGCGGCUAUGGUGGAGACCGAGGUGGCGGCUAUGGCGGAGACCGUGGAGGCUAUGGCGGAGACCGAGGAGGCUAUGGAGGAGACCGAGGAGGCUAUGGAGGAGACCGAGGAGGCUAUGGCGGAGACCGAGGAGGCUAUGGAGGAGACCGAGGAGCCUAUGGAGGAGAUAGAGGAGGCUACGGAGGAGACAGAAGUGGGGGGGGUGGUUAUGGUGGAGACAGAAGUGGUGGCGGCUAUGGAGGAGACAGAAGUGGUGGCGGCUAUGGAGGAGACCGAGGUGGCGGCUAUGGAGGAGACCGAGGUGGCGGCUAUGGAGGCAAAAUGGGAGGAAGAAACGACUACAGAAAUGAUCAGCGCAACCGACCUUACUGAUGACUGUUUGGAAUGUUCCUUUGUCUCUGACAUGAUCCAUAGUGAAAUUGCCAGAGUUUUGCCUGCUGCUUUCCUCGUGGCCUCUUCUUGGGUAGUGAAAUUAAGUGACAUUUGGAUUUUUAUUUUGGGUGGGAGGGCUGGGACAGUUUUUCUUUUAGAAAU